Musca domestica (house fly) is the source of this 6106-nucleotide messenger RNA. It is a transcript of the gene Trf4-1, whose product is annotated as non-canonical poly(A) RNA polymerase protein Trf4-1. The transcript is spliced from 7 exons. NCBI's taxonomy places the organism in Eukaryota, Metazoa, Arthropoda, Insecta, Diptera, Muscidae. Gene Ontology annotation, biological process: RNA 3'-end processing. Gene Ontology annotation, cellular component: nucleolus; TRAMP complex. The record is from RefSeq and is a predicted model, not a curated record. Gene Ontology annotation, molecular function: mRNA binding; poly(A) RNA polymerase activity.
CUUUACAAACAAGCGUGGAGAGCGUGGUAUUUCGGUAUUUAUCUGCGAAAACGAAUUUUACAAUUGGAAAUUGCAAUAAUUCUUGCGGAAAAUUGCGAGCAAAAUGCUAUACGCUCAAAAUGGCGUUUAAAGUGAACAUUGUGCGUUAUAAUUUUACGUGAAAUAUUACUAUUUGAGCGACUUGUGUUUGUUGGAAGUUGUCAUCAACAGUGUGGUAGAUCAAGUAGCAAGCAAGCAAGAACAAGAUAGAUUCACACGAAAGGAAGGGGAAAAGUGAUGGAAUAGAACACUCACACACACACACACGAACGUGUGCCACACACAGAAACGCCAAAAUACAAAAAAAAGUAAGGAAUUCACAAAGUACCGAUUUAUCAACGACCAAACACCAAGUAAUCGAAUAACAACACACACUGGGUUUGACAUUUUAUUAUAACAUUGACAUUUGGCAAUUGUGCUAAUAUGUCAAAUUGAUAAAAGGAAAAAAACACGAGCAGCAGCUAAUAGUAGCAGCCACUAAAAAAAUAUAGAAAAAAUGGAGCUUUUCAUUAUAGUGAUAAAUUAUUAAGAUAAUAAGAACAUUAAGUAAAAGAAUAUAAACAAAAAAUAGGAAAUUUCCCCCAUUCAAGUGUUUGACAAAUUUUCGGCAGUUAAAACUUUCCGGUGGAGCAAAAGAAGCAGCAGCAGCAGCAGAUAUAAACAAAAAUACAAGUAAAGUGAAUGGUGUGGACAUAUAGAACUUAUCGCGAAAAUAUAUCCACCUAGAAACAAACAAGAAAAACUGCAAAAAAAAGAGUGAAUUUUGUGUAUGCAACAAAAAACAAGAAUAAAAAACAACAAUUUUCGAAAAGAAAUAAUGAAUUUUUGGUGCAGAUUUACACUGCAAAAUGGCCUUAGAAAUGUCUGGCAAUUGUAAUUGAUAAUACUCUUUGCAACAGCAGAAGCAGUAGCAGCAACAACAAAAAUAACAACACCAACGAUAAUUCUAACAGUACUCUACACUAGCAAAAAUAAAAGUGCAUAUAUACGACGACGACAACAACAACGACGACGUCAAGUAGAAGGGAGAGGCGGCGCCUGGUGUGUGUGAGAGACAAGUUGAGAAUUGCACCAAACUGUGUAAAGAAAUUUCAAACAAAAAAGAACAAGAAAUCCCCCGCAACAACAAAAUUCUGAGACAGGAUUGAGGAUUAGAACAAGACUGACUCUGACUGUUCGUUUGUUUGUUUGGUGUAUUUUUUGUCUAAACUCGCUAUUUUUUUCCACCUCUUCUUCGUCUCAAUGAAUCGAUGAUUAUUUUCUUGUUUUUUACUACAUUGUUGUUGUUGUUGUAGCAACAGUAAUUGACAAAAAACGACAAUUUUGAUCAAGAAUUCUUUUCAUUGAAAUACAAUAUUGCUGCCUAAAAGGAAAAAAAAAAACAUUGAAAAGAAUCAACAGCAGCGGCAGAAGUAGCAGCAGCAAACGUCUCCUUGCUUUCAUUCACAUACUACUCCACUCCACGAUAUCCAGAAGUCCACUUGGUUUGUCCGGUGCGUUCGUUACCCAUUGGAGUUCCCAUCUAAAUAAGUUAAUACAAAGUAGUCAAUAGUUGUUUUUCAUUUUGGAGUUACCUGCCAAGCCACAACUACGACAACAAGAAUAGCAACAACAAAUAUUUGCCUUAACAAGUCAUUUUAUUUCAAUUUGUGUUCUAAUACGACGUAGAGUUAACGCACCAAUCACCAAAAAACAACAACAACAGCAAAUAUAUAAUCUCCAAACCAUAUAUUUGUCCAUUUUUGGCCAACAACAACCGAAAUCCGAAAUCGAAAACAAACAAAUCAAAAAAGAAAACACACUUAUUAGAUAAGUUUAAAAAAAUACCCCUCUCCUCGCUCUUUCAAAACGCAGGAACUUUCAAAAAGUUGUCCUACCAUAUCAUUGGCAUUCCAUAGUAUUUCGGAUAAUUUUAUAGGAUCGACAACUCCCCACGCCCACGUUUUUAUUUUGAUUCUUACUCAAAAGAAAUACUAGAAGAGGGGACGGUAUCACAGAGAAUCUUUUUAGAAAUUUUUAGAAUACACGACGGUUGUUGAUGGUAGUUCCUUUACAACGACAACAACAACAGGAGCAGCGUCAUCUCUCUCAGCAAGCAUAUUAUUCUAGUCAAAGAUCAUUGUCACUUAGCAGCCAACUCUCUGUGAACGCUGCAUUUGCGCGGCAUUGAUUGGCGCUAAACUCGGUUAGAUUUUGUGUCAAACACAACACAACAAAAAAACGCCAAACUCUUUCCAAACCUCAACACAAACAACUUUGAAUGGAUCCUUUUGUUGGUUGGUUUCAAGAGGAACAGGAGGGUCCAUCCUUAAGCACAUGGGUUAAAAUAUGGGAAACCAAUGCGCAUGAAAUGAGCCAAUUGCUGGAACAGCAAAAGCAACAGUUACAAUUGCAAUCAUUACCAGGCGGCGGCAAUAAGUUCAACAACGGUGCCAAUCUCACACCACGCGAACGUGAUUAUUCCAUACAGCAGCUUCUAUUGCAACAUUUUGGUGGUUUGCGCAACAAUCACAACAACAAUAAUAACAGCAACAAUAACGGCGGCGGAGGCAGCAACAAUUCCAGCGGCAACAAUUCAAGCAACACUUCCAUCGACUCAAAUACCAAUAACGACUCAUCGACACCUGCCACAACACCGGGUGGAGGAGACGGCGGCGGCGGCGGUGGUGGGGUUAAUACCAAUACCAACACAGCAAAUAUAGCCGGCGGCAAAAUGCCCUCACACGAACGUCCCAGUUACUACAAUCCAUCACGCAGGAAAAUUGGCCGCAUUGUUGACAAUAAGGCCAGCACAUAUAAUCUGAACAAGCACAUGGACAAGCUGAUAUCCAAGUACAAGGGCUGUCCGUGGCGUGUGCCCGAUUGUAAUUAUGGGCGCGGGGUUUUGGGUCUGCAUCAGGAAAUUGAACAGUUCUAUCAAUAUGUACUGCCUACACCCACCGAGCAUGCCAUACGCCACGAGGUGGUACAUCGUAUUGAGGCCGUUGUCCAUUCAAUAUGGCCAUCGGCCAUUGUUGAGAUUUUUGGUUCCUUCCGUACUGGUCUAUUCCUGCCUACCUCUGAUAUUGACCUGGUGGUAUUGGGUCUCUGGGAUAAAAUGCCUCUGAGGACAUUGGAAACCGAGCUCAUUGCCCGUGGCAUCGCUGAACCCUCCUCGGUUCGGGUACUUGACAAGGCCUCUGUGCCGAUUAUCAAGUUAACGGAUCGUGAGACCAAAGUCAAGGUGGACAUUUCAUUUAACAUGCAGUCCGGUGUCCAGUCCGCAGAACUCAUUAAAAAAUACAAACUGAAAUUUCCGCUCUUGUCGAAAUUGGUGCUAGUUUUGAAACAGUUUUUACUUCAACGUGAUCUCAAUGAAGUUUUCACCGGUGGCAUUUCUUCCUAUUCACUGAUCUUGAUGUGCAUUAGUUUUCUACAAUUGCAUCCGCGUCAAAUCGAUGAAGAGACUGCUAAUUUGGGCGUUCUGCUGUUGGAAUUUUUCGAGCUGUACGGUAAAAAGUUCAACUACAUGAAAAUCGGCAUUUCCAUUAAAAAUGGCGGCCGCUACAUACCCAAAGAAGACUUACAACGUGAUAUGAUUGAUGGCCAUAGACCUUCGCUGUUGUGCAUUGAGGAUCCCCUAACGCCGGGCAAUGAUAUUGGCCGGAGUUCUUAUGGGGCGCUGCAGGUUAAGACGGUAUUUGAGUAUGCCUGCCAAAUACUGUCACAGGCUGUGAGUCCACUGAAUGAUUGGGCCAAUGACUGCAAUAAACGUUCAAUAUUGGGACGCAUCAUACGUAUCACCGACGAUGUUAUAGACCAUCGCGAAUGGAUACGAGAACGUUUCGAACACUUGGUCCUUGCCCGCCACUCACCGGUAUCAGUUGUGGGGACGAAUCCCAAGUACAUGCAAAUACAAUUGUUGCCUUCCACAAUGCUGCCAGCUGGGGCCCUUGCCGGCCAACAGCAGCAGAUACACGUUAUAUCCCAUCUCUAUCAUCACCAACAACAGCAGCAACAACAGCAGCACCAUUCGGCGGCGAGCACAUCGUCCGGUGAUGAUUCCGAGGAUAGCAAAGAAUGUGAUGCCGAUUCCACCUCCCAUUCAAAUACUCACGUCGUGGGUGGCGACGGCGGUGGUGGUGCGGCUAUUAUGGCCGGUGGUCCAGCUGGUGCAAAUAUGGCUACAUCCGCGAAUAUUCACACAGCUGCCCGGAUGGAUACAUGAUGAAUAGUUGCAGGUUUGGUGCAGCAACAGCAACAACAACAGCAACAAAUGGUCCAGAUGCAGACAGCUGGAACGCCCUCAGCGUUCACAGUGUCGGCAGCGACAACCAUGCUGAAACAGAUGCAGUUGCAGCAGCAAACCACGCAGCCUCUAACGCCAACACAAGCACACACAACCACAUUUAUACCGGCGGCGUCGUCACCCGUGGUGGCGGCCACGCCAUCAUCGACCACAACAUCACCCACAUUAGCCGUAAAGUCGUUCCAUGCCGAUAUACAUGUACCAUCAUCAUCAUCGUCAACGCCAAUUGUCUCCUCAAGUUCGGAUAUUGUGGGGAAUGUCGCCACAACAACAAAAUCAAAUCAAACAAAUACACACCUGCAACAGCAACAACAGCCGCAUGUGGUGUCGCAACCACAACAGCAGCAGCAGCAGAGCCAUGAAUUUAAGAUGCAGCAACCGCAGCAACAUAAGAAAAAUCUAUUAUCACCUUCACCCCCGCGACAACAACAUCACCAACCGCAACCGCAACCACAACAACAACCCCAACAGCAGCAGCAAUCAUCAAAACAGCACUACUAUCGCCAACAAUUCUAUGUUCCACCUCCCAUGCAACAACAAUAUCAACAGCAAUAUGCAGCCGCCACAACUUCAUCUUCAAAUGCCAAGUAUGUUGCCAGCAGUUCGGCCACCAGCUCAGCAGCCACCACUGCAAAUAGUGGUGGUGGUGCCGGUGGUGUUAUUGCCACCAGCAGCGGCAACAGUGGCGGUGGCAACAGCAACACUAACAAACCCCGCUAUACAAAUCAACAACAACGCCUGCAACAACAGCAACAGGUGCGGCAACAAAGAUUACAACAAAAUGCAUCAUCAUCAUCAACAACAACAAACAACAGCAGUAGUAGUAACAUCAACACCUCCGCCGUAACAUCACCGUCGUCCUCGACACUGCCGCGUAAUAAUUCCAACACCAGCACUACCCAUGGAAUUCUAACAUCGGCCUCAUCGACCAUAUCGAUUAUUUCCAUUUCUUCGGAAUCGUCCGUCUGUACAAUAUCAGAUUCUUCCUCCAAGUCUGGCUCGGAAUCGGAAUCGCGUCCAUCCAAUUCGGCAUCGUCGUCGUCAGUGUCGGCAUCGAAUAUUAAAAGCGAACACCAGCAAGGUCGUAGUAACUACAGCAAGAAUGGCAACAAUAGCAGCAGUAAUAAUGGCAAUGUUUUCCAUCCAACAACACCAUCACCACCAAAUCCCACUCCCGCAUUUCCUCUCAUCAUAACUGUUUCUACUUUGUAAAAAAAACAAAUAACUGUGAAAAAAUGUGAAUUUUUUUUAUUAAUUAUUAUUUAAUUUUUAAUGCCAUUACCUACCACCACUACUACUAUUAUUAUUAUUUUUAUUUCAUUAAUUAUGUAACUAAAAUAGUUUUUAGUGUUUUAUUUUUGUUUUCAUUUUAAAAGAUUUUUAGAAUUAAUGAAAACGAAACAAAACAAAAAAAAAAAAAAAAACAACAACCAACCAACCAACUUAUAUAUAUAUAAUAUUUAAAUGAAACAAAUGAAAACGUAAAUAUUUAAUUAUAUUAUUAUUAUUAUUACCAAGAGAAAAAAAAAUCACAAAAAAAUGAUAUUUAAAAAAUAUAUAUUAUAUAAAAAAAAUACGUUAUAAAAAAAUGAGAACUCAACAAAAAAGAGAGAGAACAAACAAUAUUUGAAACAAACAAAAAAACAACAACAAGAAAAAAAAACACAAAAAAAUCAAUAAAAUCUUCGAAAAAACCAAGACCUAUAUUAAUUUCAAAAAACAAUAUAGGUUAUUUGAAAAAAAGUUAAAAACCUAAACAAAAAAAAAAAACAAAUAAAA